AUGAAAGAAGACGUUGUAGAAGCCACCUCCAUCCACAACUUUAUGUCCAGAUUCAACAAAGAAUUAGAGCACCAGAACAGUUCACUCUUAACACAACAGGUACAAGAAGUGUGUGGGGGAGGAGAGUGCGUGGGAGGCUGCCAGGGCGCGGAGUGCGUGGGAGGGUGUGUGGGAGGGGAGUGCUGCCACCGGGAGUGUGUGGGCGGGUGUACGGCCCCCAGUAACGCCUCCGCCUGCGUCGCCUGCAGAAACCUCGCUCAUGCCGGCGUCUGUUCCUCUGCCUGCCCCGCCCACACCUACAGGGUGGGUGACGAGUGCCUAGAGUGGAAGGAGUGCAAGUCACGUGACCUACCGGUGAGUGAAGAGAGAUGUUCAAAGUCCUGCCCGGUCCCCGCCAGGACGUCCAACCCCCACUGUCACCACUGUACCGUGUACGUUGACAUCUCCCCGACAGGUGCUGGCGUCUCCCCGACAGGUGCUGGCGUCUUCACUACAGGUGCUGGCGUCUCCCCGACACAUGCUGGCGUCUUCACUACAGGUGCUGGCGUCUCCCCGACAGGUGCUGGCGUCUUCACUACAGGCUGCGGCUCCUGCUACACCGCCAUCGUCAACAACAUCCACGAAGCCCAGGACCUGGAGUUUUGUUCCUCAGUCGACGCCCUCGAGAUUUCCAUCACCGGGGGAGAAAACAUAGAGAAAGAGGUGGGGCGUCUACUGCGGAAUAUAGAGGUGGUGAGGGACUAUGUCAAGAUUUUCAGGACCAACAUCACAUCCACCAGCAUCCUGCCCAACCUCAGGAAGAUUCGCGGAGAGAAUCUGAUGUAUAAUAGGUACUCCCUGGUGGUGGUGGACAACCCCAACCUGCACUCCCUGACCUCCUGGACCCUCCCCGACCACAACUUCACAGUAGAGCGUGGGAAGGUGCUGUUCCAGAGCAACCCGCUACUGUGCCUUCGUCAGAUCCACGCCCUGGCGGCUGUGCUCGGCCAGGCGAACCUCACACACGAUGACGAGUCCAGAGCUAAUGGCCAGGGUGCUCUGUGCGAGGUAGCCCCAUUGUCAGUGAGCGUGCGGGCGUCCCCAGCAUACGGUACACUCACACUGACCGUAGACGCCCUUCCUUACCACCUUGCCUUCGUCGACGCCCUCUACGUCAACUACAGGCCGGCGCCAACCAACGUCACCCUACAUCAGGAGCCCUGCUCUGCUAGCGACGGGUGGUCGGUGAUCGAAGUACAGAGGGAGGCCCCGAAGGAGGGGAAGCUGGAGGUAGAGGUUGGAGGUCUGGCUCCCAGCACCCGCUACGCCCUCUAUGUGAGGACACACGCCCAUCUUCCCGCCAGGGAGGACGCUAGGUCCUCCGUCGUCUACGCCAACACCAGCGCCUUCAACCCCAGCGAGCCCGUGGGCUUGAGGUGGGCGUCCAGAAGCAGCUCUACCCUAGACUUGUGGUGGGAGCCGCCCCGCCGCCCACAUGGGGUGGUGGAUCACUACUUGGUAACCGCCCUCGCCCUUCCCGACCACCACGCCCUCCCGCCCCACCUCGACUUCUGCAGCCAUCACGAUAUAUCAACAGAAACAGAAUAUGGCAAAAGCCACGUCAAUGACAUAGUUGGCGAUGGUGAAAUGCAAGGAGAAAAUUGCAAUUCAUAUUUCCUAUUUCAGCGCGAGAACCAUCAUAGCCUCCACAAGGUUAGCGGUGGUGUCUUUCCUGGCGUGGUGAUGGAUAGACCCCAGCUAGAGCCUGGCUCCCAGGACCAGCCCAGCGCUGGACCGUCGUACAUACCAAGGCCGAAGAUGGAUAUCCCUGAGCAAGGUCCUAGCUCCCAGGACCAGCCCAGCGCUGGACCACACACGCCAAGCUCGACGAUGGAUAUCCUUCAACAAGGUCCUAGCCCCCAGGACCAGCCCAGCACUGGACCACACACGCCAAGCUCGACGAUGGAUAUCCUUCAACAAGGUCCUAGCCCCCAGGACCAGCCCAGCACUGGACCACACACGCCAAGCUCGACGAUGGAUAUCCUUCAACAAGGUCCUAGCCCCCAGGACCAGCCCAGCACUGGAUCACCUCACACACCGCGCGAGGAGCGCACUACGGAGGCUCUGUACACGCUGCUAGUAGCCGAAGAUAACGCCAACAAGGACCAGUUGCAUUCCUUCAGACGGAUCUUCCAGGCAUUUCUUACAGGUGGUGAUGGCCCGCCGCUGGUGCCUCUCGCCCAAGACCAUGCCCACCACUAUCAGUACAACACCUCCAGGUCGUGGGCGGCGUGGGCGGCGAUGGCAGGACGGUACCAGGUUCACCGCCCUCACCCAUUCUUACACCCACCACCAAGUCCCUUCACCAACGGUACGCUGAGGGUGGUACAAGAGAUAUCCCGAACACGCCGCCUCACCCUUCACCACCUGCGGCACUCCACCCACUACCUGGUGGGCGUGGUGGCGUGUCAGGCACCCACCACCUGCACGCCCACUGCCCCGCCCACUGCCCACCCGCCUGCUGAAGGCAGAGGGGUCCCGUGCAAGCUGUGUUCCAGUGUGGCCGCCAUGACAGUCGCCACCACUGCUCCGAGCACCACUGCCGACACGGUGCCAGAGGGCUCCCUCUCUGCCUCCGCCCACAACACCUCCGUCAGGGUCUGGUGGCAGCCUCCGCAGGCAACCAACGGCGCACUCCUCGCCUACCACCUCCAGUUCACCAGCAUGGGAAGUCAGAGGACGCGGUGUGUGUCUGUGAGUGAAUACGAGGCCGCGGGCGGAGGGGUGGAGCUGGAGGACCUGGCUCCCGGCAACUACACCUUCAGGGUGAGAGUCAGGUCCAGGGCGGGCUACGGCCACUACUCUGCACCCAUCUCCUGCCUCCUCCAGGACAGAAUUAUGGCCAGGGAGGGUGAUGAGAAGCGGUGGGUGAGUGUGGUGGUGGUGGUGGUAGCGAUGGUGGUGGUGGUGAGCUGUGUUGUGGCAUGGUGGUGGAAACGCUCCUACAACGCCAACACCAUCCCCACCACCCUCGACCAAGUGGAUGUGAACCCCUUCUACCGAGAAGGCUUCGCGCCCUCGGAGAUGUUUCGUGAAGAGUUUAUCGUAUGGCGCGACGACUUGAAGGUACAGGUGGAGGCACCGCUGGGACAUGGGUACUUCGGCAUGGUUUUCCUUGGUGAGCUGCGGGUAGGGGGCGUGAGCAAGCGGGUGGCCGUCAAGACCCACAGCGACACAGCCUCGACGGAACAGAUUGCUAGGUUCCUCAAGGAAGCUGCCGUCAUGCAGGAGAUAGAGUGUCACCACGUCGUGAGGCUGCUGGGGGUCGUGGGAGACUAUGCCCCCGUCUACGUCGUCAUGGAACUCAUGCAGAAGGGGGACCUCAAGACCUACCUGAAGAAGCACCACAGACGCCUCAUCUCCGACCAGAAAGUGGUGGAGAUGGCGUUGGAGGCCGCAGACGGGAUGACGUACCUGGCUUGGCGUCGGCUGGUGCACCGUGACCUGGCCGCCAGAAACUGUCUACUUGACCACAACCUCACGCUCAAGAUUGGCGACUUUGGUCUUUCCAGGAACCUCCAGUCAAAUUAUUAUAGGAAGGAAGGUCACGGGGUGUUGCCGGUACGAUGGAUGGCCCCUGAGAGUUUGCAGUUCAGUGUCUAUAGCAGCCAGAGUGACGUGUGGAGCUACGGCGUCCUCCUGUGGGAGAUGGCGACGAGGGGAGACACGCCUUACAAGAACAACACCAACGACGAGGUGAUGCGACUAGUGGUGGAGCAGCGGGCGAGGCUGGGGUCGCCGCCACACUGCCCCCUGCCCCUCCUGACGGUCAUGCGUCGCUGCUGGAACUACAACCCCGCCCGCAGGCCUUCCUUCAGCGCCGUCGCCAGCUUCCUCCUCAAGCAUGUGAGUGACCACUUUGAGGAGAGAUUCGAACGGGUAUCGUUCUUCCACAGCCUGAUGGCCACAAACCCGAGUGCCGCAAGUGACGACGAGGACCUCCACCCCCUGGCACUUAGCACUGCUAGUGACGAAGAAGAUCUCUACCCCCUGGCACUCCUCACCAAUACCUCUGACCUCAGCCAUGACAGUACACCAGACCGAGAAGCGAGGGAGUGGCAUGGUGUGUGUAGGGAGGGGCGGCUGCCAUCCUCCCAUCCUCGACCAUCACCACUACUGCUGCCACAUCAGCGUGCGGCGCAGCACGCUUCGCUGUACUACACCUUCGACACACACACUCCGGGGAAGCAAGAGGUCCAACACCUCCCCACACAAAGCUGGUUAAACCAGCUGCGCGCCGUCAGCGACCCACAUGUCUACACCAACUGCGCCACAGUCGACUUCCUACCUCAGGCGCCGCCUUCCUGCGCCCCCUCUUCAGAAGUUGCAACCAUACGGCACCUCACACCUGUGGCUACGCAUAAUGAAGGGGGCGCAGGUACAUUCCCCGCCGCCCUUACGUGUGGUGCGCCGCCGUCUGCUGCUUCCUCAGACACAUCACCGCCAGCCAGUCCUGGCAUCAGUGACUCGCCUACCACCGCCUCUGCUCCGUCGUCUCCAGUUUCCAAUUUAAGGCUGACAAAGCCAUUUACAUUUCCAGAAGGAGCUUUGUCACCCUCUUCCUCUCUGCCGCAACCAAUGUGUAAUGUUCCCUCCGUGUUUAUAAAUGCCACAGCUGCCCUUCCAGUGGCUGCCACCCCUGCUCCGUCAGGCUACUCCUCGCAACUACAUUCCCCUUCAGGAGAGUCCUUCACAUCUCUCCUGGAGUUUCCUAAUGAGCAGUUUACAGUGUUUGGUCGCCCGAGCAGCUCAGAGUCUCGAGCGCUAAGAGAGACGGAUACAUCUUUUAGUUCGACACCGAGUCCAGCACUGUUCUCCUGCACCUCCCUGCCGGUGCUAUCCUUACCCACGCUCGACCAUCCACCCACCACCGCUCCGGCGCCUACCUCCGUCAGCGUAGCAGCUUUGACAGCAUCUGCACUGCCGCUUUCCUUAUCUUGUCCUUCCAACACGUCUACCUUCAGUGCUACAAGUGACCUUGCCUCUGGCCGCCGCUGCCGCAGCGUUAGUCGCCGGAGCCGCUCGUCGCUGGGCGCGGCGGGCGGCGCGGCGCCCCUGUGA
Molecule: messenger RNA, 5100 nt
Organism: Procambarus clarkii (red swamp crayfish)
Lineage: Eukaryota; Metazoa; Arthropoda; Malacostraca; Decapoda; Cambaridae
Source: RefSeq, a predicted model, not a curated record